Molecule: messenger RNA, 1203 nt
Organism: Truncatella angustata
Lineage: Eukaryota; Fungi; Ascomycota; Sordariomycetes; Amphisphaeriales; Sporocadaceae
Product: glycolipid 2-alpha-mannosyltransferase-domain-containing protein
Exons: 3
Coding region: 1-1203 (400 amino acids)
Biological process (GO): protein O-linked glycosylation; cell wall mannoprotein biosynthetic process; protein N-linked glycosylation
Cellular component (GO): Golgi apparatus; membrane
Molecular function (GO): alpha-1,2-mannosyltransferase activity
Source: RefSeq, a predicted model, not a curated record
AUGCAGGAGUAUGAGCCUCCCGUCGCUGCUUCCAUUCACCAAGCUCGCACCCCGCUCGAGUGGCUGAGUAGCAACAACUACAACCAUAGACCUGUCAACAGCAUUCCCAUGUCCGUCCUCGAUCAAUUCAUAGCAGACAAACCCAAGGCUGCACUCAUCGCGCUGGUACGCAACUCGGAAGAGGCGGGCAUGGUCCAUUCCAUCCUGCAAGUCGAGGCAAGAUUUAACAAUCGCAAGACCCACCGCUACGACUGGGUCCUGUUCAACAACGAGCCUUUCACGGCCUCUUUCAUGGCAGCUGUGGGCAACGCCACCACGUCUCGGAUUUUCUUCGAGCAAAUCGGACAAGAACACUGGCAGGUCCCUAGCUGGGUUAACCCCUCACGUUAUGAGGUUGGCCGUGAGUUCCAAGGCGGCAUUGGCGUUGGCAAAGCCUGGCUCAAGAGCUACCAUUUGAUGUGCCGCUGGUACUCUGGUCUGUUUGCACUUGAAAGCCGUCUGAAGAGCUAUGACUGGUACUGGCGUGUUGAGCCUGAUGUCCAGUACACCUGCAAUAUCAAUUACGACGUCUUCCGAUUCAUGCGUGACAACAACAUAGCCUAUGGCUUCAACAUGGCCAUCCUAGAUGACGCGAGGUCCUUCCCCUCCCUGUGGGAGCGGACGCAGACAUUCAAGAGGCAAAAUCCUCACAUGGUGAAUCAGGAAGCCGAUAUGCGAUGGCUCCUGCACAACACACAUGAGCCUGGCAGCAUCGUCCGCUCUGGCCCCGGUUACCAGCCCGUCAUCGACGGCGAGUACAACAACUGCCAGUUUUAUUCCAACUUUGAGAUUGGGUCACUCAACUUCUUCCGCAGCAAGGAGCACCAAUCCUACUUUCAACAUCUCGAUCGAUCUGGGAGCUUCUUCUAUGAGCGAUACGGCGAUGCUCCAGUCCAUACCCUUAGCGUCGGCAUGUUCCUGCCCAAGCGGCGUGUCUGGUUCUUCCGUGACAUCGGCUACUCCCAUGGCCUAUGCGAGAAUUGCCCGCCUCACGCUAUGCCUGGCUUGGCAUGCGGUUGCACCACCACCAACCUGGACAACGGCUUUUCCAAACUUGUCCCGUACGAGUCGAAGCAGGUCAAGCCGCUGCACAGCUGUAUCCGACUGUGGCUGGAUGGCGACUACUUGAGGAAGGGGGGUGAUGACUACCUCAUUGAUGUGUAG